Molecule: messenger RNA, 3619 nt
Organism: Drosophila ficusphila
Lineage: Eukaryota; Metazoa; Arthropoda; Insecta; Diptera; Drosophilidae
Gene: mino
Product: glycerol-3-phosphate acyltransferase 1, mitochondrial
Exons: 8
Coding region: 780-3338 (852 amino acids)
Biological process (GO): phospholipid biosynthetic process
Cellular component (GO): plasma membrane; mitochondrial membrane
Molecular function (GO): glycerol-3-phosphate O-acyltransferase activity
Source: RefSeq, a predicted model, not a curated record
GGCGGCUGUAGCUUUCGUUAUCUUCGUAUUGCGCCGAUCUUGUUGGUCUUCGUACACACGUUCGCACAUCCAUGCCGUACAUACUUAUUGUCACACGUUAAUUGGCAUUUAAUUAAGCGUCGAGCUUCGCCGCCGCUGUUAUUCCUCUGUGAACGCUCGAGUCGUGCGGUUCUUCGUAUCGCGCAUAAAGGGAAUUGGAUCCCGCUGUACGUCGAAUAAAAACUCAAAUACAACAAAGGCAGCGCCAGAAUAAAGGAUGUAUUUGAUUCAAUUAACUGAUGUAAUUUCGACACCACACUAGCCGCAAACCAAACCGGUUUUUGGACAAUAUUUACCACUUUGCGGCUGCGCUUGCCAAAAAGUGUAGAUGCUAUCUGGCGCAAAUCUGAAACCGCGGAUCAUACGAUUUUUCUAUGUGCGGGUCGCGACCGAUGUCUGGUUAUAUUGGGUAGAACGCAAUAAUAUAUAGCCACCACCGAUCGGAAAGAGCGAAGCGGAGAGAGAGAGAGCGACGGCUAUCAGCAUCCGAAAAGAGAGCACUCUGGAGCGCCUCGAUGCGCAGCAGCCUCCUCCAUUUUUCAUAUUUUUUUCCCCGGUUCGGGUUGGCACUAGUCGCUGCCACUAAAAGGGUCGCUCAGUCGCGUUUAAUCACCAGGGUCGAAAACAUUGCGGAGGGCACUUCCGAUCACUUGGCAGCCGGCUGAUGCCGGAGCAUCAUCUUAUAACUAGCAGCAAUACCCGCCACCUAGCAUCCGAUCCAGCAUAAUCGCAGCCAAGUCAUGUUGUCGACUGUCCUGAACUUUGCCCAGCGCGUCGCCGAGAUUUCUUUGCUCGGCGGCAUCGAGAUUGCAUCAGUUGCCCUUAUUGUCUACUAUAUAUUCGCCAAGACGAGGGCCCCCGUUAUCAUCGCCGGCCUGUUUCCCAACCUGAAUCUAAGUUACCGCACGAGCUACCUCAGCAAGAUCAACACCAUCAGAAGCGAUCUCCUGGUCACUUUGCGAUCAUCCAAUGAACCCAAAGCGCAGAAUUCCGUGGCACAUGGCAUCGGGACACAAAAUAUGUUGGAGCUGACCCCACAAUCGGGCCAAAAGCCCUUCAAGAAGCUGCUCGACUGGGGUCUGCUUUUUCCAUAUGUUGCCCAGGUGGUGCGUAGUGAGAAAUUUGAGUACCGACAGGUCACCGAGAUCGUCCACAACGAUGCUGUGCUGAAGCACGCCAUAAAACAGGCCGCUGAGCAGACGCUAAGGGAGCAGCGGUAUGCCAAAAAUGGACAUCGGCUGCUCACGCGCAGUGCUAGUGGAGAUCAGGAAGGGCAGGAUGAGGAGGACGAGAAGCGGGGCAUCUCUUAUCAGGCCAUUUUGCGUAAACAGGAGCAAAGAGCCGUUAGUAUUCUAAAGGACAUGGGCUCCACCCUGAACAACGGUCUGCUGGCAUUCACUUCCUGGAUCCUCUACAAACUCCUUCCGUGCUUCCUGUCCGGCGUCGUGACCAACACCAAGCAGAUCGAGAUGCUCAAGAUGGCCACAGAGCGAUCGCCGGGUACCCCUUUGAUCUUCGUACCGCUGCACCGGAGCCAUUUAGACUACAUUAUGGUUACCUGGAUUCUCACCAACAAUGAUAUACGCAGUCCGCUGGUGGCCGCCGGAAAUAAUCUACAGAUCCCCGUUUUUGGAGGGCUCCUUCGUGGUUUGGGCGCCUUUUUUAUCAAGCGCAAGAUCGAUCCAGUGGAGGGAAAGAAGGAUGUUUUGUAUCGAGCUGCCCUGCACCUUUACUUAACUCACGCUUUGAAGCAGGGUCACAAUGUAGAGUUCUUCAUUGAGGGCGGGCGAACGCGCACUGGCAAGCCCUGCAUGCCCAAAGGUGGCAUUCUCUCGGUUAUUGUGAACGCCUUCAUGGACGGCAGCAUACCGGAUGCCCUGUUGGUGCCUGUUUCUGUAAACUAUGAGCGCCUUGUCGACGGAAAUUUCGUGCGUGAACAGAAGGGCGAGAAAAAAAUACCCGAGUCAUUCAGCAAAGCCAUUUCAGGCAUUUGGAAGGCCCUGAAAUCGAACUAUGGCCUCAUGCGGAUCGAUUUUAACGAGCCAUACUCAAUUCGAGAGCUGGUACACUCGUACAACAAGAUAGCCCGAGAGGAUGGAAACAAUGCCAAGGUGUACAAGCCAGCCGCCAGAACCCUUCAACACAAUCAGUCAACAUCCUCGUUAUACGGCACCGACGUUGUUUGCGAGGAGCACCGUAACCUCAUCGAAAGCAUAUCGCGCCAGGUGGUCUUCGACAGCGCCGCAGCCACUUCUGUGAUGUCCACCAACGCGCUGGCCUUCCUUCUGCUCACCCGCUUUAGGAACGGCGCUGAGGAGCAGAAUCUGGCCGAGGCCUUAGAUGACUUGAGAAACUCGUUAUCCGGUUGCAAGGACAUUGGCUUUUCCGGCGAAUCUUCACAGAUCGUGGCGUAUGCAUGCGACCUACUUGGCUCAGACCUUGUAACUCGCACUCGGGAUGAAAACGGGCGUUUGGUUAUUAGAGCUGUGGAUUCUGUCGAAAGCUUUAUUGAGCUGGCCUACUACUCAAACAUGCUGACCCCGCACUUUGCCCUUAGCUCGAUCCUGUUGGUCACCUUCCAUUCGCUGCUUCCAAAGCCGGAACACAAAAAAGAGGCUGGAUUGUCUCGCAAAAAGCUAUUGGACACCGCCCUAGAGAACUGUCAGAUAUAUCGCUACGAAUUUAUACUGAAUAAGCCGACUCAGGUGCUCGAAAGCUUACUGCAAAAGCAGUUGGACGACCUUUUAAAUAGCGGCUGCAUUCGGACAGAAAAGCUGUACGAUGAUCCUCCGAAUGCUGCGGAAAGCAGGCGCUUGGCUAACAGUCUGGCUGACUGCCUCGGCGAGGACGACGACGACUACCUGCACGUGAGCAACGGCGAUGACAAUGAACCCAAGCUUUUGUUCGCCUCCGAAACCCUGCAACAGCAGCGCUACAUCUGCGAGGUCCUGGCGCCCUUCGCCUGGACGUAUGUGACUGUGGCGCAAUCCCUGCAGAUACUUCACCGGAACUCCAUGCUGGAGUCAGAAUUUAUUAGCUUUGUGAUCAACGAUUUGAGCAGCAAAGUCAAGCGCGGAAGCUGCAUCUAUGCUGAAAGCAUAUCGACGGACUCCGUGCGCAACUGUCUGAAGCUGUUGGAGAAAUGGUCUGUGAUCGAGGUGUGCAACCAGCAGGGCAUGCGCCUGAUCUCACUCAACACGCUCUACGAGAUGUCUCGGGAGUCGCUCAACACGAUCGUCAAGAAGAUUGACGCCAUUGUACCAAAAUUUAACUCUGGCUAUUUUAAUGUAACACCCUAACCAAUGGGGCUUGCUUUCUUUUUGGCACUUUUUUUCCUUGUAUAGUGCAUAUCCACCUAGCUUUAAAGUGCGUACUCCUAGUUCUUAGACUUAGAUAUGUCUAGUUUUAUAGUCAUACAAGUUUAUAUAUGCCAAAGUGCUAGCUUUACUGUAAGUAAGCGACAGACAGUGAAAUAUGAACAAAUUUCUAAUUUAUAUUUAAGAUAUCAUUUUCUAUGUGCAGCGAGAGAAGCGGCAGGACAAACGAAAACCAAUACAAUAUAUCAUCUAUACUGAACUGA